Messenger RNA from Chara braunii, 1948 nucleotides. Lineage: Eukaryota; Viridiplantae; Streptophyta; Charophyceae; Charales; Characeae. The record is from the annotation of a GenBank genome assembly.
ACGGGCACUUUGAGUGGGUUGUCAUGCCAUUUGGCCUCACCAAUGCCCCCGCGACUUUCCAAGCAGCUAUGACGACUGAGUUUCACGACUUGCUUGAUCGCAGCGUCCUCAUCUACCUCGAUGACAUCUUGGUUUAUAGUAGGACGUUGGACGAGCACAUCGUACACCUUCGCGCUGUUUUGGAUCGUUUGCGACUGGCCAAGUACAAAGCGAAUCGUGACAAGUGCGAGUUCGCCAAGCAGGAGCUUGAGUACUUGGGUCACUAUGUCACGCCGAAAGGCAUUCGUCCCUUAGUGGACAAGAUCCAAGCCAUCGUGGAUUGGUCGGAACCCCGUUGCACGACGGAUGUACGCUCUUUCAUGGGUUUGGCUGGAUAUUAUCAGCGAUUCGUCGAGUCAUACUCGAAAGUGGCCGCUCCCUUGUUGAGACUUCAGUCCCCAAAGGUGCCCUUCGAGUUCGACGACGCAGCCCGUGGCGCGUUCAAUACGUUGAAGGCAGCAAUGCAAGCCGCACCUGCCCUCCGUAUAUACGACCCCACCCUUCCCACCCAAGUGACUACGGACGCUUUGGGAUACGGUAUUGGUGCGGUGUUGGAACAGUGUCACGAGGACGGUUGGCACCCGGUCGAGUAUUUCUCCCAAAAAGUGUCUCUCGUCAACACUCUCGACGACGCUAGAAAGAAAGAGUUACUCGCGUUCCUCACCGUUCUCAAACGGUGGUGCCACUUUCUUCUCGGUCGUCGGCGUUUUAAAUGGAAUACGGACAACAAUCCGUUGACCUUUUACAAAACGCAGGAUACGGUCACUAGCACGAUCGGUCGAUGGAUGUAUUACAUCGACCAGUUCGACUUUGACCCGUGCCACAUUCCCGGUCCCGCCAAUCGAGCUGCGGACGCCCUCUCACGACGGCCCGAUUUUUGUGCCAUUGUGACCACGGCAUUCGACCUCGAUGACGAUCUGCAACCGCAUUUCGUCAAAGGCUACAAGUCCGAUCCGACUUACUCUACGCUUUACGCAGAGCUUUCAUCGGAUCACCCGCCGGCUAGCCCUGAUGAGACCACAUCAAAGAAGUGGCAGGAAGAAGCACAGCGUAAGGAGGCCCUGCUGCGGAGUGUUCGUGCCAAGAUCAGAGAACUUAGGGAGGAACUUUCUCAGAAGCAGACGGAAUCUGAAGCUGCAGUGGACAGAGAGCUGAGGGGAAAAUUGGCCGCUGAGGAGGAGGCCGCUCGGGCGUGUGCAGCUGAGGCAGCUCUGGCCACGCUGUCAUUGUCAUUUGUUCAGAUUGCUCUCCGGUUGGCAUCAACAAUGAAAACGAUUGCGUCAAAGGCCAUGAUGUAUUGCAAGCGGUCACCCUCAUGCGCUUGGGACAUAGAACCUGAGGAGGCAGCAAGAAUGGUUGACCUUUCAGUUGACGAGGUGAACGACAUUCUUUCGCUUGGAUCGUCAAAUAUGAUUCCCAUCCAAGUGCUACGACAGCUCGAUAACGAAGGUGGCACCUCCGUAGGUCCAGCAGUUACUCGUAAAUGUCUCGCGCAGCUUCAUAGGGUGAUUGCAUCCCUGCAUCGCACAAGUCCUCCAGUGCAAUCGAAGAGUGCUGUCAACAGAGAGCUGCGGUCAAAGCCCAUGCGGGAGCGGGAGGUAAAGUCCGCUGAGCGAAGCAAAUCCAUUUAUCAUGCCGAUCCACAGUGUUAUGCAAGUGACCUGCUCCGAGCUGUCGAUGCUGUAGAAGAGGAGGCAGUGAGAUCAGAAGCUGCUAGCCUGAGGAUCGGACAGAGAAAGCUUAAACUUCCAAGGGGCAUCGCACCACAGCUGUUGAAGGAUGGAGUGGAGCCCAAGGGCUGGGCCGAGGAAACCUAAUCUCUCAAGGGGCACUCUGCACCAGAGUUGCUGAGCAAUACAGGUGCAAAAUUAUUGACAAAGAGAAAGGACAAUCAAGCAUGAGGAAAUGA